Molecule: messenger RNA, 1292 nt
Organism: Schistosoma spindalis
Lineage: Eukaryota; Metazoa; Platyhelminthes; Trematoda; Strigeidida; Schistosomatidae
Source: the annotation of a GenBank genome assembly
GCUGAAAUGCACACUAUUUGUUUGGUGCGUUGUAGUGCAGUCAAGACCUUGCGUCGUCAAUUUUGCUUUCAUUUGGGAUAUUGCCUUAACCUUACACUUGUUUUACUUCUGAUUGCUGUCGAUUUCUCUCAUUAUAAAAUAGAAGCCAUCGAUAAUGGGGAAGUCUUCACGUGAUAAACGUGAUAUUUACUAUAGAUUAGCUAAAGAAGAGGGUUGGAGAGCACGUAGUGCCUAUAAGCUGCUACAGAUUGAUGAUGAGUAUGGAAUUUUUUCUUCUGAAAAUGCUCCUUUAGAACGAGUGGUUGAUUUGUGUGCUGCACCUGGUAGCUGGUCACAAGUAUUAUCAAAACGUUUAUGGGAAUCGAAAUCCCCAGAGGAUAAAAAAUCUGUACUGCAUACGUUUUGAGAUUUCAUUAUUGAUAUUUCUUAAUGAAGGUAAAAAUCGUUGCCGUGGAUCUACAGGCUAUGGCCCCAAUACCAGGAGUUAUUCAAAUUCAAGGCGAUAUUACUAGUCAGGAUACGGCUCAACAGAUUAUCAAACAUUUUGACGGCAAGUUAGCUCAACUUGUUGUUUGUGAUGGUGCUCCAGAUGUGACAGGUCUACAUGAUUUGGAUGAAUAUGUUCAGUCGCAUCUUAUCUUAGCUGCUGUAACUAUCUGUUCAAGAGUUCUUGAGCUUGGUGGUACAUUUGUUGCUAAGGUUUUUCGUGGACGAGAUUCUGGUUUAUUAGGUUCCCAACUCCGAUGUUUAUUUUCGGGUGAAGUUAGUUUUGCAAAACCAAGAGCUAGUCGGAACUCUAGUUUAGAGUCGUUUGUUGUAUGUCGUGGAUUUACGGGUCCUCGUUUACGGACAGAUUUGAAACUAUCCACACCUUGUGCGAAUCACUCAAGCAACGAUAAUUUGCUAUUAUUAUGGUACGACAAGGAUAACUUUGAAGACGUUAAUUCUUCUCAACAAGCUCUAUUACCAUUCAUUGCGUGUGGAGAUCUAAGAGGUUUCGACCCAGAUGUCACGUAUACUUUAGAUCCUGAUCAUAUAGUCAAGCCACCAGUACAAGUUCCUGUAGAUCCUGUUUAUUCCGAAGUUUGCCGAUUCAGUCGCUUAAAUCAACCAAAUACUUCAAAAUCUCAAUCUUUGGAAAAGAAUAAUGAAAUUGAUAAUAAUGAUGAUAUUUCUAGAUUUACAGAACUUAUGGAAAAGUUGUCUUUCGAUCCAAGAGAAGAUCAUUUAUGAUGUUUGCUUUUUAUGGACAAAACUAUUUUAUUCUAUGAACAAAUAAAUAUGAUACAUGU